Nematostella vectensis (starlet sea anemone) is the source of this 1102-nucleotide messenger RNA. RefSeq lists its product as uncharacterized. The record is from RefSeq and is a predicted model, not a curated record. The transcript is spliced from 3 exons. Bases 87 to 896 code for a protein of 269 amino acids. Gene Ontology annotation, cellular component: membrane. Lineage: Eukaryota; Metazoa; Cnidaria; Anthozoa; Actiniaria; Edwardsiidae.
UUCUGAUCUAGGUCACCGAGUUCCAUUCAAACGUUAUCCUCACCGGUACCUUAAUCCUUAGGCUCUCACAUUGGACAAGUCAAAGGAUGGCAAGAGGAGCUAUUGAUCUCGUGCUAAUCGUAUUAGUCACUGUGUCAUGUGCGCGUGCGCAGAUCUGUAAAGGUGGGCUGGAAAACACCUUGCAAGGGACAUGUGAUCAGAGCUGUGGAGAGGCAGAGUGUUUGUGCUCUGGGGAGACUCCAUCUCACGAAGAAAGCCUUAUUUGCAGGCAGCAGUGUGACAGCAAGAGUCCUAUAACAAGCAAUGUCACGCAAUGCCUAGAUAUGAAAUGUACCAAUGUCGACACUUGCGUUCAAAACUGUCACACCGGCUCUUGCUCUCUCAACUGUCACGCAAAGCAAUCCUGUUCACAAGAAUGCGUGAAUCCCGAAAAGGUGUGCCCCAAGGUUGUAUGCUCGGCCCAGCGGUGCUUUCAGAGGUGCUUUAAUUGCACCAUGAUAUGCACAGGUGAAGUCAGGUUCUGUGAUCAGACGUGUUUGGGUGGGGUGUGCUACGCCAAAUGCAAGGGAAAGUCGUGCUCAAAGAAAUGCUCUAGCGCAGAAGACACAGCGUGUGACAUUUACGACGAAGAGCCGCCGACUGAUGCUAUCACCACCACAAUGCCUCUAACUAGCUCGCCACAUGCAACCACUACCACACAAACAACACCCACCAACACCUCGCAGCUCAACAUGACAACAAUUACUACAGUUCUACAAACCAAUUCGACGGGCUUCACCCCGCUAUCGCCUACAGAAGAGGAGAAAGGAGCCGUUGGCGCGAUCUCGAUGGGCAUCGUCGUGUCCCCCACGGUACAAGUCUUGGUCCUGAUGGUGAUCUUAAAUAAUGGCAGUUAGGAUCAUAGGUCGUGCAAUAUAGGUAUAUAGCCAUCAUUUGAGUUCUUAAUCCUACAUAUCACGAUCGUUGUAGGGUUUUCUUUUUGAUUUGCACAAUUACAAAAUACAGUUUGUUCUCUGUAAAUCCGGAAAAUGCGACAGCGGAACAAAUAGCGUUACGAUUGUUUAAAAAUUCGAAAAUGAAAUUAAAAUCAUUUUAAAAAAUG